UACGUUAGUUUCCUACUGUAAACCUGUAUCAGCAGUAGAAAGAAAGCGGUGGCUCGGAUAGACAGACAAGCGGUACUCUUUUAAAAUUCGGCAUAAAGCGCCGUUGAGGUAUAUAGUUACUAGUUAGAACAGUGAAGUGAAGUCACAUCAUGCAUUUUGUUGCUUAGUUGUGUCUUGGCAUUUGAGGUUCAGCUUUUUAUGAAAGUAAAUGCAGGUAUAGACUAGCUUCUUAAACAUGGCGGACUUAAGGCACUGGCAAUAUUUUUUAUUUGUGUCUUCGCUCCUGGUUGCCUUCGGAGUUGGUGUUAACGGUCGACAGCCCUACAUAUCGGAUGAGCAGCGCCUACACCAUCAUCUCAUAAAGGAAAGACGCUAUAGCAAGCUGUGCAGACCACCAGGAGAGCCUGACGUGCUAACUGUGAAGCUUGGUAUGCGACUGUCACAGAUUAUCGAUGUGUCGGAAAGAAAUCAGAUAAUAACAACUAAUGUGUGGUUAAGACAUGAAUGGAUAGACAAGCGGAUAAGAUGGGAUCCUACGGAUUUCGGGAACGUUACAUCCACGUAUUUCCCUAUUGAAGACAUAUGGCGCCCCGACAUUGUUCUGUAUAACAAUGCAGAUGGAGAUUUUGCCGUGACCCUUUUGAACAAAGCCUACGUCAGAUACACCGGACUUGUGAUUUGGGAGCCCCCAGCGAUUUACAAAAGUUACUGCCCGAUAAACGUCGAGUAUUUCCCAUUUGACGAGCAGGAAUGCUUCAUGAAAUUUAGCUCCUGGACUUUCAAUGGCAAAGAAAUUGAUCUACGACACAUUGCGGAAAAAGACAGAGGUGUGAGUUUAGAAAAUAAUCAAACGUUUAUUUCACUGGGAGUUGACCUAUGCGAAUAUAGCCAACACGUGGAAUGGAACUUAAUAAAUGUCACUGCCAAGAGAAACGUCAAGUUAUACCCUUGUUGUCCCGAUGCUCCAUAUCCAGAUAUAACCUUCUACAUAACACUACGACGAAAGACCUUAUUUUAUACAAUAAAUCUUAUAAUGCCUAUAAUGGCUAUUUCUUUGCUGACUGUUCUAGUAUUUUACUUGCCAUAUGAAUCUGGGGAAAAAAUAACAUUGUCUAUAUCAAUCUUUCUAACGUUGACUGUGUUUUUCCUUUUGCUGUCUGACAUGAACCCGCCAACCUCCUUGGUGAUACCGUUGCUAGGAAAAUACCUUCUGUUCACAAUGAUCGUUGUGACGUUGUCAAUAGUUCUUACUGUCACUACCUUGAGCAUAUACUUCCGAUCGCCAUCGACUCACAAGAUAACAGUUUGGCAACAACGGGUGUUUACGGAAAUUCUUCCUCAAGUUCUGUGCAUGAAAAGACCAAAUCAUCAAGAUAAAAACAUAUCCGACCUGAUGGAUGAAAUAAUCAAAGAAAGUAAAGAGAAAAAGAAAGAAAAAGAAAAGAUGACCAAUAAUUUACGACCUUCCACACCCGAAAGAAAAAUCGUCGUUCCAGGUCCUAAAUCAUCACUCACAAUAUAUCCAGAGAAUAUUAAGGCUUCUCUUAAAGCUGUGAGACUUAUCGCAGAUCAUCUCAAGAAAACAGAUGACGUAAAGAAGGAAAUGCUUGACUGGAACUAUAUUGCCAUGGUGCUGGAUCGGCUAUUUCUUAUGAUCUUCACGUCAGCCUGUGCCGUUGGUUCGAUUGCAAUCUUUCUGAACGCUCCUUCUAUUCACGACCCAAAGUUGCCCUUAUCUCAUAGGGAUUUCAAUUGCAGUCAGUUCAGAUAGUUGUGUUUUGACGCGUGAGUUUUUUUUUGCAAUUUUAUUUCAUCGCGUCUGUACAGCAGUUAUGUAUAUAUAUGAUAGUGAAUGUUUUAUUAUGCAAACAGAUUUGUUUUUCUAUAAAAUUAUCAGUUAUUUAUAUUAAAUUUCACUUACAAAAAAGUGUAACUGUAAUUUUAUUUUAACACUAGGUUGAAAUUUCAUUGUCGCUAUAAUAAACAUACUGUUUUU
Messenger RNA from Dreissena polymorpha, 1996 nucleotides. RefSeq names its product acetylcholine receptor subunit alpha-like 1. Gene Ontology annotation, biological process: monoatomic ion transmembrane transport; chemical synaptic transmission; signal transduction. The record is from RefSeq and is a predicted model, not a curated record. Gene Ontology annotation, molecular function: transmembrane signaling receptor activity; acetylcholine-gated monoatomic cation-selective channel activity. The coding region runs from base 236 to 1771 and encodes 511 amino acids. Gene Ontology annotation, cellular component: neuron projection; synapse; postsynaptic membrane. Lineage: Eukaryota; Metazoa; Mollusca; Bivalvia; Myida; Dreissenidae. The transcript is spliced from 7 exons.